Clupea harengus (Atlantic herring) is the source of this 2589-nucleotide messenger RNA. RefSeq names its product AFG1 like ATPase a (gene afg1la). Lineage: Eukaryota; Metazoa; Chordata; Actinopteri; Clupeiformes; Clupeidae. The record is from RefSeq and is a predicted model, not a curated record. Gene Ontology annotation, molecular function: ATP binding; ATP hydrolysis activity. Gene Ontology annotation, cellular component: cytoplasm; mitochondrion.
ACAACCAAUAAAAUGUGCACAGUCUCAAACCAAGAUGGCUGCCUGCACAGCGCCCUUGGGUGCUGCUAGCAUUCGUUUUCUCUUUAAAGACCAUUAUCUAUGGAAAACGAAGCUAUUAACAAUACCUUACAACUUGAAAUGGGUUAAACGAGGGUUUGCGGCGAAUGUGUUGUCACAGUCCGUUGAAGACCAAGUAAGUACCAGCUACGGAGGACCUAUUGAACACUACACACGCCUCGUUGAAGAGGGUACUCUGAACAGUGACCCGCAUCAGAAAGCGGUGGUGGAGAAGCUGGAUAAACUGCAACAGACGCUAAGGGGUUACAGUAACCAACCUACAUCUUUCUUUUCUAAGAUGUUUUCUAAGCCCAAGGCACCCAAAGGUUACUAUAUCUACGGAGAUGUUGGCACGGGUAAAACAAUGGUCAUGGACAUGUUUUACUCCCAUGUUGAAACUAACAAAAAGAAGAGGGUCCAUUUCCAUGGCUUCAUGCUAGAUGUGCACCAGAGGAUUCAUCGUUUGAAACAGUCUAUGCCUAAGAGAAAAGCGGGAAGAAUGGCCAAGUCUUAUGACCCCAUAGCUCCUGUUGCCGAGGAAAUCAGUGAGGAGGCAUCUCUCCUUUGCUUCGAUGAGUUUCAGGUGACUGACAUUGCAGAUGCAAUGAUACUGAAACAAUUAUUUGAAAACCUCUUCAAAAAGGGUGUUGUUGUUGUGGCAACCUCCAAUCGACAGCCUGAUGACCUAUACAAGAAUGGACUACAGAGAGUGAACUUUGUGCCCUUCAUUGCUGUGUUAAAGGAAUAUUGCCAAACACUCCAGCUGGACUCUGGAAUUGACUACAGGAGAAGGAAUCGUCCUGGUGCUGGAAAGCUCUUCUUUCUCGCAAGUGACCCAGAUGUGCACGCUACCUUGGACAGGAUGUUUGAUGAGAUGGCAUUUAAGCAGAAUGAUAUAACGAGGCAGAGGACUCUUAAUGUGCGUAAUCGGAAGCUGAUUCUUAGCAAAGCUUGUGGGACCAUCCUGGACUGCACAUUUGAUGAGCUGUGUGACCGACCCCUAGGUGCUAGUGACUACCUGAUGAUCUCCAACAUCUUUGACACAGUGUUCAUCCGGAAUGUUCCUCUUCUCACCCUGUCAAAGAAGACACAAGCCCGGCGUCUCAUUACUCUCAUAGAUGCUCUUUAUGAUCACAAGGUGAGAGUCGUGAUCCUCGCUGAUGCCCCAUUGGAUGACCUUUUUGUUCAAGAUGCACACCACGACGAUCAUGCCCACGAGCUUUUGGAUGAACUUGGUAUCAAACAGGAUGCGGGUAGCAGCCUGGCCAUCUUCAGUGGGGAGGAGGAAAUGUUUGCCUUCCAGCGGACAGUCUCCCGCCUGACGGAGAUGCAGACGGAGGAGUACUGGGUCGAAGGAGACCGCAGCACCACGUGACCCCCCCCCGAUGGACACACGUCACAACCCUCUUAAAAGUCCAGCAGAACCCGGCCUGUCAACAAGUGCUGGCUCCUGGAAAGAGGAACACUUAAGAUGGUGGUGGUGGUGGUGAGCUGGUGAACAGAUGAGCUGUGUUCAAAUACUCAGUCACUCCUUUUUGAUGCCAUUCCAGUUCACUCCAUUGGCCUGACGGGGGAAAAUGUAUCUGCCCAUAAUCCUACCUCUCCAUAUGGGUACAUUACCCCAGUUUUCUGAAUUCAAAUGAAAGGCCAAGUGUGCUGUGUGAGCUGGCUAUGCCUUGGUCAGGUGUUUUCUUCAGGUCUGUGUGGUGAACUGGAUUGGCAUCACACAUCAGUGUCUUCAGGGGAAUUUGAAGACAGCCAUGCAGAGCGGGCUGAAGAUCGAGGUGUCACUGAAAAAGUGCAGAACUGACACUGUGGUUCUGUUCAGCUUAGUGUGACCCAUAACCAUCAGACCUGCUCGUAUAGACAUCUGGUCCUAUGUUCAACACUACCACACUCGGCUUAAAUACAACCUUAAAAUCAUGCCAUGGGAUCAAUCUCUUAUCAACCUACUAUUGAACUGGAUCUGAAUAUGUACUGUAUGCCUUUUAAACCUCAUAGACACUUUAUACGCACAUGUUAUAAAUAUCUAGUAUUAUAUAAUGUAAUAAGAUUUCAUGCCGUAUUUUAAAGAAAGGAAGCAGUGGCUGUGCCAAUAUGUUAAUGGUUUUGCAGUGGUGGCUAGAUUAAUAUUAUUAAGCUCACUUUUCUACAAUUUCUGCCAUCAAGUCUUACUUUUUUUAGUCAUUAGAAGCUAUUACAACAGAAACCGUAAUACAAUAAUACUUGGUAGUGUACACCUGCAAAGGUUUAAUGGAUCAGAUUUGUAGUCUGCAGUUACUAAGUCCUAUUAUCCUUUAGUGCUAAAUUUGAAUUCUGAAUUGAUUGAGAUCUCUUGCUUUAUAAUAAUAAGAUUGGUGUCGGCAUACUAGAAAAGUGAGUUUGAUAGCCACUGGAAAUUGAUCUGGCCUCUGAACUGUUAACCCUGGUAUAUACAAUUAUUAAUUAUGGUGUACAAACUUUUUAAAUGGAAAAAUGACGAGUUUGAACAAAUGAAUGACUAUUUAAGUAAACAUUUUAUUUAUAAAACAA